UAAGAUCCUGAGAAAGAAGGACGACUCCAUUAGCACUCAGCAAACCAACAGCCUUCCCAGGCACAAGAUGAUCAAAGCAACGUGCCAGCAGGCCGAAUUCCCAACAUCGUGCGAACAACCUGGACAGAAAUGGCGCUGUGUGGAGGAGAUCUCAGGGAAGUGGAGGUUACAGAAGUGUAAAAGUGGAUCCAAGGAUGGCUCCAGGAAGAGGACUCACAGUCUGAAGCCCCGCAGCAGCUACGACAACAGAGAGAAGGAGUGCGACUGCGAGGACUCGCUGUACAAACCGUCUAAAGCCGAUCGACGCUCCCACCGGCAGUUGUCCUCAUCGGGCCAGCGUUUCCGCCCUCGUUUCGUCCACACGCGGCCUGCCAGAUCGCUGUCCGUGGAGUUCGAGGGCCAGAUAUACGACAUCGACCUGCAAGCAGACGACCAGUCAGCCAUCCGCCGCCGCGUCAUCUCCAAACGCCACUACAAACCCGAGGAUUCCGACUUCAGCUUUGGUUCUAACGACGGCUCUGAGGAAAUGCUGGCAGAUGACACCAACACGGUGGGAUACCCCAACUCCCUGAAGGUCACCCACAAAUGUUACAUCCUGACGAAUGACAGCGUUCACUGUGAGCGGGAAAUCUACGAGUCAUCCAGAGCCUGGAAAGACCAUAAGAGCUACGUGGACCAAGAGAUCGAACAACUUCAAGGCAAAAUCAAAAACCUCAGAGAAGUCAAAGGUCAUUUGAAGAGGACACGGCCAGACGAGUGCGACUGUGGAAAGAG
Molecule: messenger RNA, 774 nt
Organism: Nematolebias whitei (Rio pearlfish)
Lineage: Eukaryota; Metazoa; Chordata; Actinopteri; Cyprinodontiformes; Rivulidae
Product: extracellular sulfatase Sulf-1
Cellular component (GO): plasma membrane; endoplasmic reticulum; cell surface
Molecular function (GO): glycosaminoglycan binding; N-acetylglucosamine-6-sulfatase activity
Source: RefSeq, a predicted model, not a curated record